CAAGGUGGUACGAACGCACGCAAAGUACACUGCGACUUUCGACUACCUACCCUAACCGGCCGGCGAGAGAUCAAGUCCAGGCUCGAGAAGUCGAGAGCCAUGAGCAAGAGAGGCAGGGAUGUGUGGGACAUGGAGCUGGGCAGCCUGGACACGGCCCGCCUGCUCAUGCUCCUCGCGCAGCAGCACCAGCAGCACCAGCACCAGCGCGCCGUCGCCGGGGCGGCGCAGGCGAUGGGCGGCGGCCGCGUGUUCGAGUGCAAGACGUGCAACCGGCAGUUCCCCACGUUCCAGGCGCUCGGAGGGCACCGCGCCAGCCACAAGCGCCCCAGGCUGCACCAUCCGCAGCCGCAGCUCGCUCUCAGCAGCGUCGACAACGACGCGGCGCUCCGCCUCGGCCGCCAGGCGCCGCCGCAGCCGGCCAGGCCGAGGGCGCACGAGUGCCCCGUCUGCGGGCUCGAGUUCGCCGUCGGCCAGGCGCUGGGCGGGCACAUGCGCCGGCACCGCGUCGAGGCCGAGGCCGCCACCAACGCGCCGAGCAGCAAGGCCGCGGCGCCCGAGACGGCGCUGGCGUCGUGCGACGCCGGCGGGAUCUGCCUGGACCUGAACCUGACGCCGUCGGAGAACUGCGCCAAGUGCAGGAGCGCGGCGGGGCUCGGCGCCGCUGCCGGGCAGGGCGUACACAAGGCGCUCGCCAUGUUAGACUGCUUCCUCUGAUCAUUCAGAUUGCUCGUGCCCCCUGAUGUUCCUCGCAUGGCGGUGGCUGCUGAUUGCUUUCCUGCUAAACUGUUCUAUUGGUUUAUUUUAUACUUUUAUUUUAUAUCUGUUAGAUUUUUUUGUUGUAAAUUUUUAGAUGUAAAUGUUCAUAGG
Messenger RNA from Triticum aestivum (bread wheat), 867 nucleotides. Its product is annotated as zinc finger protein ZAT12-like. Bases 100 to 714 code for a protein of 204 amino acids. The record is from RefSeq and is a predicted model, not a curated record. The transcript has a single exon. NCBI's taxonomy places the organism in Eukaryota, Viridiplantae, Streptophyta, Magnoliopsida, Poales, Poaceae.